UUUUCUUUGGUCGUCCGCUCAACUGUUGUUUCUGUGGAAAGUGCGGUGAAUUUUAAUCGUAAUGGCGGAUCGGAGAAAGGUAUUAAAAAGACAUCAAAUUGAAAAUGCGCUUCAUGAGAUGUUUUCGUCGGAGGACGAAAGUGACGAACAUGACAAUGAUUAUACUGAUUAUGUCCCAAAAUCACUGAACGCAAGGUUAAACGAUAUUCAAGGUAUGUCUAAUCGACAGUUAUUACUAUUAGACGGCGAUGCACGUCAGUCUUACGAAGAAUCACCUAACGAGGAAGUUUCACCUUGUUUUGCACUGUCUGUACCAUCGCCUGACUUUCCUGAAGUGCUUGCACCCGCUGUUGAUGAAGAAAUAGGACCUUAUGUUCCAUUGUCUGCACCAUUGCCUGACUUUCAUACUCACCCUGAAAUGUUUGCACCUGCUGUUGAUGAAGAAAUAUCCCCUUGUGUUCCAAUGUUUGCACCAUUGCCUGACUUACCUACUCACCCUGAAAUGCUUGCUCCUGCUGUUAACGAAGAAAUGGCACCUUGCAUUACAAUGCCCGGACCAUCUUCUGGCUUACCAGCUAAUAUUCCAACUUAUGCUGAAUUGCAGGCACGGGAUAGAACAUGGACUACAGAUGUUGAAAAUUUUGACGAGUUAAAUUUCGGCAAGGAAAUUGAACCUACUAAAUCAUAUAGCUAUCAAAGUCUUCCCAUUGAAUAUUUUAGUAACUUGUUCCCUGAUGAGAUUUUUGAAAUGAUCGUCGAAUACACAAAUAAAUACGCGAAGUUGAAACAAAGUAAAUUCUGGAGCGACACCCACGUAGACGAAAUAAAAGCAUUCCUAGCUAUAAUCAUUUUAAUGGGAAUAAAUCCUCAGUCAGAUAUAGAGCUGUAUUGGAGUGCAGAUCCUUUUUAUAAUAACAUAGAGAUUAGUGGCACAAUGACAAGCAAAAGAUUCAAAAAAAUUUUAGAAAAUUUUCAGCUAAAUUUCUAAAUAUAAUCGAUAAAAUCGCAUACUACAGGUUACUACUCAUAUAAAUCUACAAAAAGAUCACUAUUACUGCAGUAUUUGUACGAGGCCUGGUAAAGGGUUAAAUAAUAAUAUAAAUGUUGAGUUGAGACCAACACGUAACUGCUACCAUUUACUUAACGCAACGUAUUUACUUACCUUAAACUCAGGCGAUAUAUCACUUUUUCUUUUAGGCGUUGGCAUAAAAGCCUUUAGAUUUUGGUAUAUUUCUUGAAACAAAUCUUUGCUAACUCUAUAAUUAGCUAUAAAUUCGUUUUCACACAUAGAAAAUGCUCGAUCUGUGUAUCGCAUCAUUCGACGGUCAUUUCGCCUUUGUUUUAAUUCACUUACAUGUGAUUUACGUAUAAUAUGGUACAUAAUUGCUAAUCUUGCCAUUUUAUGGACUUACUAUUAAGUUAAAACCACUUAAAACGCAAAACAAUUUCAAAAAAGUUACACUUUCGUUAUUGGAAAAAUCACAAUCGCCAAACAAUUUGUGCACAAUAUUAACGCAAUAUACAGCUGUCAAAUUAACUCGAGUAGCGUUUUGUGUCUCGCCAAUCCCGAUCCCGAUUCCAUUUAGUUCCCUAAAAUGGACACGCAAUCUUAAACCAAUUUGGCGCUAGUGUUGAACUCAAGAGUACGAAACGUUGAAAUUCCAAUAUCUAGUGAUUGGAAUUGUAAUCAAGAGUAAGCCAGCUGGUUACGCUCAUAAAUUUGAAGUUUAUGUUGGUGACAAUAAUAUUCAAGAACCCAAUGAACCAGACUUGGGUGUAACAGGAAAUGUUGUGGUGAGACUUGUAAAGAUGGUACCCCGAAACAUCAAUCAUAUAGUCUAUUUUGAUAAUUAUUAUACAUCCAUUCCAUUAGCUUGCUAUUUGCACAAACAAAAAAUCCACUGUUUGGGUACUGUCCGAAUCAACAGACUGCCUAAUAAUAAGUUGCCUAAUCCUAAAGCUUUCAUGAAAAAGUCUGUUCCAAGGGGAUCUUAUGAAGAACAGAUGACCACCUAUGAUGGUACAGAUAUUUCUGUAACCAUGUGGAAAGAUAACAAAAUAGUUACUUUGUUAUCGACUUAUGUGGGCGUUGAUCCAGUCCAAAAAAUAAAUAGAUACGACAAAACUAAAAAAGAAAAAAUUCUAAUUGAUUGCCCACAGAUUGUCAAAGACUACAACUCCCACAUGGGUGGCGUGGAUCUCCUU
Manduca sexta (tobacco hornworm) is the source of this 2205-nucleotide messenger RNA. RefSeq lists its product as uncharacterized. The transcript is spliced from 2 exons. Lineage: Eukaryota; Metazoa; Arthropoda; Insecta; Lepidoptera; Sphingidae. The record is from RefSeq and is a predicted model, not a curated record. Bases 62 to 988 code for a protein of 308 amino acids.